Molecule: messenger RNA, 960 nt
Organism: Caenorhabditis bovis
Lineage: Eukaryota; Metazoa; Nematoda; Chromadorea; Rhabditida; Rhabditidae
Source: the annotation of a GenBank genome assembly
AUGGCUGAUACCGAGGCGAGUCUGUCAGAUGCUCAGUGCAAUUUAACGGCAAGCACGACUCCAACACGAAGUGUUUGCGAUAAGAAGGAUGAUGCUGAUGAAGAAGUGACAACUGGUAACGAAUGCGAUGGCGAAGGAAAUCCUGCUCUUGCUCAGCCAGCCAUUCUGUAUCCGAGAAGGUCACCGAGAAAGCUCGAUGUGACGGCGUCUAGAUUACCCCACAACAUUCUCAUCAACAUAUUUCAAUACUUGCAAAUGAAGGACCUUCAGUCUUGCAUGCUCACAUGCCAUACAUGGUCGAAUGCUCUUGCUCUUGAGGAUUCCGAAGUGUGGCAGAAUUUGAUUGCUAAGCAUGUUCCUGCAGCAGCUCUCUCUGAUCCAUUUCUACUCGCAGAGCUGACUUCAGCAAAGAAAAAAUUGAGAGCUUGGUGUUUUGCGUGGAAUGAUUCGGAUAUUUCACGAAACAAUUACAUUCGCACUAAUGGUUUCACUGUGCACCGACAACCCGUAGCACAAUCUACCGAUGGAGUAAGGGGUAAACGAGGAGUCUCAACAGGAGUUCAUGCUUUUGAUAUUACGUGGGAAGGUCCACUAGGAACUGUUGCAGUUGUGGGAUUUGCGACAAGACAUGCUGCUCUGCAUUGUGUUGGCUAUAUUGCCUUAUUAGGAAGCGAUGAACAAUCUUGGGGUUGGAAUUUGGUCGACAAUGUUCUGAUGCACAACUCUGAGCAACUUGGAAUCUACCCUCGUAUCAACAAUCCACCCAAAUAUGAGGUUGGAGAGAAAAUUCGUAUGAUAAUCGAUUGCGACAAGCACGUUGCAUUCUUCGAGCGGAACUCGGAAUUCCUUGGAAUCGCAUUCAAUCAUUUGCCGCCAGUCAAACUUUUCCCAGCGGUUUGUGCUGUAUACGGAAACACUGAGGUUUCGAUGGUCUACAUGGGAAGUCCAGUUAUGGGCUGA